AUGCAAGAACAACAAGAAGGUGAAUCAUUGUUGAACCGAAUUCAUCAUUAUCGGGAUGAUCAUGUCGUCGGAAAUACCACUUCUACUAACACACAUCAACAACGUGCUAAUGAAAAUUUAACCAGUGAAAAUAAUCAUGAACAAGUUGAUAACAAUGACUCGGAGGAAGUAUCGUUACAUGUAGAACAUUUUACCGAAGCACAUCCUAUUAACACUGGUGCGGAAGAGGAAAUAUCACAUGACGAACAACAAUAUUCUAACCCUCAAAGUGGAGGAGUUAGAAAAGGCUUAUUCGGAAGACGUGCAUGGGACGAUCAAGUCUAUCAACAACGUGCAGCUGAACGUUUGGAACGAGAAAAAGGUGGAGUAGAUACCGAUGAAAAAGAAAAGUUGUACAAACUCGUUCCGAGUCUCUACAGAGAAAACCUCUUCAAGCUCGUGAAUCAAGAUUGUUAA
Messenger RNA from Naegleria lovaniensis, 456 nucleotides. RefSeq lists its product as uncharacterized. The record is from RefSeq and is a predicted model, not a curated record. The transcript has a single exon. Bases 1 to 456 code for a protein of 151 amino acids. Lineage: Eukaryota; Heterolobosea; Eutetramitea; Acrasida; Naegleriidae.